Cryphonectria parasitica EP155 is the source of this 1708-nucleotide messenger RNA. RefSeq lists its product as uncharacterized. The transcript is spliced from 9 exons. The record is from RefSeq and is a predicted model, not a curated record. Lineage: Eukaryota; Fungi; Ascomycota; Sordariomycetes; Diaporthales; Cryphonectriaceae. Bases 1085 to 1708 code for a protein of 207 amino acids.
UGCUCUUAGGCACGAAGAUUCUGGAGGAUCGAGAGGAAACUGGUUGGUUGAUUAGGGUGCUUGCAUAUUCAUACGGCUCACCCGCAGCAUUACAAAACCCGUACGACCCAAACGCGUGCACCCACACAUCCCGUCCACGCCUACAAGCCAUCCCUCGCCGAUGCUUUUGCGACGCCGGCUUUUCCAACAAUACCACCAAUCCGGGCUUGCCCUGAUCCCUCCCACCCCUUUCUGGAUUUUCUGCACCCUAGCGACCCGUCAAACGUUCUGGCAGAUUUGACAUCUGCAGCCACCAGCUGCUCGCGUGUCGCUUCGCGUGUCGCUUACUGGUCCCGGACCUCGACCCCUCUUCUUGACUACCUAUGCGCUUAUAUGGGCUGUCUUGCGAUCUUCCUCCUCCAGAUCAGGAAAACCUCAAACGUCUUCAACCUUGAAUUUUCGCUCUGAGUCUCUGCUCCAAAGCUUUGCUUGACUCUACGGUCUAGCUCACAGUUUAAGCCGCAUAUCACACAAAUUCAGUCGCUACGGACCAGCACCCGGCGGCUAAGUUUGCUCCCUACGCUGUCCUAGCUGUCCUCGCCAUUACGCAUGCAUUUCUCCCCCUCGAGACAAGCGCGGCAGAGAUGACCGAUCAGAUGAAUCCCGACGCGUUCGGUGUAGGCCAUAUCGAGCCAGACACUCCUAGCGACGGUUCAACUAUUGAGGACGAUAGACAGUCUUUAUUUUCGGAUGCGGACUCGGCUCUCGGAUCUGACAUGUCACUCUUCUCCUCGACCGCUUCUCUCAGGUCAUCCAUCUUGAGAAGCAUGGAGGAGAAUGGCCGUAAAUACCAUGGUUACAAGGAGGGGAAAUAUGUACUCCCCGUCGACGAAGUUAGUCUGGCCGAGUCCGAUCUCUGGAUGCCCCCGUUUAUCUGGCCAUCCAUACUGACUUUGAGCAGCGAGAACUUGACAGGCAGAUAUUCCAGUACGACCUGUGUCUCUUGACCUUUGACAACCACCUCUCGUUUGCACCCUUCACAAAGCUGAACAGGGUGCUGGAUGUUGGAUGUGGUGUCGGUUACUGGGCAUUGGAUUUCGCUGAGAUGCAUCCCGAGGCCCAGGUGAUUGGCGUUGACCUAUCGCCCCCUCCGAAUGUCCAGUUCGAGAUCGAUGACCUCGAGGAACCGUGGAACUUCAGCUACCCGUUCGAUUACGUCCACGCCAUGAUGAUGACCGGGGCCUUCAGGGACUGGCCAACUUUUUACCAGCAAGCCCAUGAAAGCCUUGUCUCGGAUGGCUGGGUCGAGAUCCAGGAUAUCCAGUUCCCUUUGCACUGCGACGAUAAUACACUGCCGGCCGACGGCGCACUGCGGAGAUGGAGUAACUUGAUGGUGGAGGCGGGCGAUAAGUCCGGAUUCUUACUCACAACCUGCGAGCGGGCAGGUGACAUGAUGCAUGAGGUAGGCUUUGUCGACAUAGUGCGGAUACCCUACAAGUGGCCCAUCAACGAGUGGCCGCGGGAGGCGAAGUGGAAGGAGGUCGGGCGGCGCACGGCCAUCAACUUCAGGGAUGGCAUGGAGGGGAUCAUGAUGGCGCUGUUCACGCGCUUCAUGGGCUGGUCCAAGGAGCAGGUCGAGGAGUUCUCGCAACAGGUCGACCGCGAGUGGCAGGAUACCAGGAUUCAUGCCUAUUUCAACCUGUGGGUGACGUAUGGGAGGAAGGCAUAA